This is a messenger RNA of Hemicordylus capensis (graceful crag lizard), 7852 nucleotides long. It is a transcript of the gene SPTAN1, whose product is annotated as spectrin alpha, non-erythrocytic 1. NCBI's taxonomy places the organism in Eukaryota, Metazoa, Chordata, Lepidosauria, Squamata, Cordylidae. Gene Ontology annotation, cellular component: cell projection; cortical actin cytoskeleton; plasma membrane. Gene Ontology annotation, biological process: actin cytoskeleton organization. The transcript has 58 exons. Gene Ontology annotation, molecular function: actin filament binding; calcium ion binding. The record is from RefSeq and is a predicted model, not a curated record. Bases 146 to 7642 code for a protein of 2498 amino acids.
CCAGCCAGCUUAUAAAUAGGGGCGUUGGCGCGAGCGACGAACAGUCGGUGUCUGAGGGGAAAAGAGGCGGAAGUGCGGCUUGGGGAGGAGCAAAGCACAGUUGGCUUGGAAGAAAAAGCGGGGGUGCCCUCGUAUAGACCCGAAAAUGGACCCUACUGGUGUCAAGGUGCUGGAAACAGCAGAAGACAUCCAAGAGAGGCGUCAGCAGGUCUUGGACCGGUACCACCGGUUCAAGGAGCUCUCUACCUUGAGACGCCAGAAGCUUGAAGAUUCCUACAGGUUCCAGUUCUUCCAGCGCGAUGCCGACGAGCUGGAAAAAUGGAUCCAGGAGAAGCUCCAGAUUGCGUCUGACGAAAAUUAUAAGGACCCGACCAAUCUGCAGGGGAAACUGCAGAAGCACCAAGCCUUUGAAGCAGAGGUGCAAGCCAAUGCAGGGGCUAUCAUUAAGCUGGACGAGACUGGAAACCAGAUGAUCAACGAAGGGCAUUUUGCUUGUGAAACCAUAAGGACUCGACUGCAGGAACUUCACCGGCUCUGGGAGCAGCUGCUGGAGAAGAUGCGAGAUAAGGGCGUGAAGCUCCUGCAGGCCCAGAAACUCGUGCAGUAUUUACGAGAAUGCGAAGACGUGUUGGACUGGAUCAAUGACAAGGAGGCAAUCGUGACCUCUGAAGAGCUCGGCUUGGACCUGGAGCACGUGGAGGUUUUGCAGAAGAAAUUUGAGGAGUUCCAGACGGACCUGGCAGCCCACGAAGAGCGGGUGAACGAAGUGAACCAGUUUGCCGGCAAGCUGAUCCAGGAGCAGCAUCCCGAAGAAGAGCUGAUCAAGUCUAAACAAGAUGAAGUCAACGCAAGCUGGCAGCGUCUGAAGGGGCUGGCUCUCCAGAGACAAGGGAAGCUCUUUGGAGCCGCCGAGGUGCAGCGUUUUAACAGAGACGUGGAUGAAACUAUAAGCUGGAUUAAAGAGAAGGAGCAGCUGAUGGCGUCUGAUGAUUUCGGCAGAGACCUUGCGAGCGUGCAAGCUCUGCUGCGCAAACACGAAGGCUUGGAGCGGGACCUGGCUGCUCUGGAAGACAAGGUGAAGGCCUUGUGCUCGGAGGCAGACAGGCUACAGCAGUCCCACCCUCCCAAUGCCUCUCAGAUCCAUGUGAAGCGGGAGGAGCUGAUUGCCAACUGGGAGCAGAUCCGCACUCGGGCAGCCGAGAGGCACGCUCGCCUAAAUGAUUCCUACAGGCUGCAGCGCUUCCUUGCAGACUUCCGUGAUCUCACCAGCUGGGUGACCGAAAUGAAGGCUCUGAUUAAUGCUGACGAACUUGCCAACGAUGUGGCCGGAGCUGAGGCCCUGCUAGACAGACAUCAGGAACAUAAGGGAGAAAUUGAUGCCCAUGAAGACAGUUUCAAAUCUGCUGAUGAAUCCGGACAGGCCCUCCUCGGUGCUGGUCACUACGCCUCUGAUGAAGUCAAAGAGAAGCUGACCAUCCUUUCGGACGAAAGAGCUGCCCUUCUGGAGCUGUGGGAGCUCCGUCGGCAGCAGUACGAACAGUGCAUGGACCUGCAGCUCUUCUACCGGGACACGGAGCAAGUGGAUAACUGGAUGAGCAAACAAGAAGCCUUCUUGCUAAAUGAAGAUCUUGGAGACUCUCUAGACAGUGUGGAAGCCCUGGUGAAGAAGCAUGAGGACUUCGAGAAGUCCCUCAGUGCCCAGGAAGAGAAAAUCACAGCCCUGGAUGAAUUUGCUACCAAACUGAUUCAGAAUAACCACUAUGCUAAGGAAGACGUCGCUACCCGCCGAGAUGCUCUCCUGAGUCGCCGCAACGCUCUGCACGAACGGGCCACAUGUCGCCGGACUCAGCUCUCAGAUUCCUUCCACCUGCAGCAGUUUUUCCGAGACUCCGACGAGCUGAAGAGCUGGGUGAACGAAAAGAUGAAAACGGCAACCGAUGAGGCUUACAAGGAUCCGUCCAAUCUGCAAGGAAAAGUCCAGAAACACCAAGCGUUCGAGGCGGAGCUCUCCGCGAACCAAAGCCGCAUCGACGCGCUGGAGAAGGCGGGCCAGAAGUUGAUUGACGUCCAGCACUAUGCCUCGGACGAGGUGGCAGCUCGCAUGAAUGAGGUCAUCAGCUUGUGGAAGAAGCUGCUGGAAGCGACUGAACUGAAAGGGAUCAAGCUCCGCGAAGCCAACCAACAGCAGCAAUUUAACCGCAACGUGGAAGACAUUGAGCUGUGGCUGUACGAGGUGGAAGGCCACUUGGCCUCCGACGAUUAUGGCAAAGACCUCACCAACGUCCAGAACCUCCAGAAGAAACACGCCCUGCUGGAGGCCGACGUUGCCGCUCACCAGGAUCGCAUCGAUGGCAUCACCAUCCAGGCCCGCCAGUUCCAGGAGGCUGGCCACUUUGAUGCCGAUAAUAUAAAGAAGAAGCAGGAGGCCCUGGUAGCCCGCUACGAAGCCCUGAAGGACCCGAUGGUUGCCCGCAAGCAGAAGCUGGCUGACUCCCUUCGCCUGCAACAGCUUUUCCGUGACGUUGAGGACGAAGAAACCUGGAUCAGAGAGAAGGAGCCCAUCGCUGCUUCGACUAACAGAGGCAAGGACCUGAUUGGGGUCCAGAACUUGCUGAAGAAGCACCAGGCUUUGCAAGCGGAGAUUGCCGGCCACGAGCCCCGCAUCAAAGCCGUCACCCAGAAAGGAAACGCCAUGGUGGAAGAAGGACACUUUGCCGCUGAGGACGUGAAGGCCAAAUUGAACGACCUGAACCAGAAAUGGGAAUCCUUGAAAGGCAAGGCCUCCCAGCGUCGGCAAGACCUGGAGGAUUCUUUGCAAGCCCAGCAGUACUUUGCCGAUGCCAACGAGGCAGAGUCCUGGAUGAGGGAAAAGGAGCCCAUUGUGGGCAGCACGGAUUAUGGGAAGGAUGAGGACUCUGCUGAGGCCCUUCUCAAGAAGCAUGAAGCCCUGAUGUCCGAUCUCUCUGCCUACGGAAGCAGCAUUCAGGCACUGCGGGAGCAGGCCCAGUCAUGCCGGCAACAAGUCGCUCCCAUGGAUGACGAAACGGGCAAAGAACUCGUCCUGGCUCUGUACGAUUACCAAGAGAAGAGUCCCCGGGAGGUUACGAUGAAGAAGGGAGACAUCCUGACUCUGUUGAACAGCACCAACAAAGACUGGUGGAAAGUGGAAGUGAACGACCGCCAGGGCUUUGUGCCGGCUGCCUAUGUGAAGAAACUAGACCCGGCGCAGUCUGCCUCCCGAGAGAACCUCCUGGACGAGCAAGGCAGCAUUGCUCUGCGGCAGGAGCAGAUCGACAACCAGACUCUCAUAACUAAGGAGGCCGGCAGCGUCUCUCUGCGUAUGCAACAGGUUGAAGAACUGUACCACUCCCUCCUCGAACUGGGGGAGAAGCGCAAAGGCAUGCUGGAGAAGAGCUGCAAGAAGUUCAUGCUCUUCCGGGAGGCCAACGAGCUCCAGCAGUGGAUCAACGAGAAGGAGGCGGCCCUCACCAACGAGGAGGUCGGCGCCGAUCUGGAGCAGGUGGAGGUGCUGCAGAAGAAAUUUGAUGACUUCCAGAAGGACCUGAAGGCCAACGAGUCGCGACUGAAGGACAUCAACAAGGUGGCCAACGACCUGGAAUCCGAAGGGCUGAUGGCCGAAGAAGUACAGGCGGUGCAACAGCAGGAAGUCUAUGGAAUGAUGCCACGGGAUGAAACUGAUUCCAAGACGGCAUCUCCUUGGAAGUCUGCAAGAUUGAUGGUGCACACAGUGGCAACAUUUAACUCUAUCAAGGAGCUGAAUGAACGCUGGAGAUCUCUCCAGCAGCUAGCCGAAGAACGCAGCCAGCUUUUGGGAAGCGCCCACGAGGUUCAGAGAUUCCACAGAGACGCUGAUGAGACCAAGGAAUGGAUUGAAGAAAAGAAUCAGGCUCUAAACACAGACAACUAUGGCCACGAUCUGGCGAGCGUCCAGGCACUGCAGCGCAAGCACGAGGGCUUUGAGAGGGAUCUCGCCGCUCUCGGAGACAAGGUGAACUCUCUCGGCGAGACUGCGGAACGCCUGAUUCAGUCCCACCCGGAGUCUGCUGAAGACCUCCAAGAAAAAUGCACUGAGCUGAACCAGGCCUGGAGCAGCCUGGGGAAGCGGGCCAACCAGCGCAAGGAGAAACUUGGGGACUCCCACGACCUGCAGCGUUUCCUCAGUGAUUUCAGGGAUCUUAUGUCUUGGAUCAAUGGAAUCCGUGGGCUGGUGUCCUCAGACGAACUGGCCAAGGAUGUGACCGGAGCUGAGGCUUUACUGGAGAGACACCAGGAACACCGCACGGAAAUCGACGCCAGGGCUGGCACGUUCCAGGCCUUUGAGCAGUUUGGGCAGCAGCUCCUGGCACACGGGCACUAUGCCAGUCCAGAGAUCAAGGAGAAGCUGGACAUCCUCGACCAAGAACGGGCCGACUUGGAGAAAGCCUGGGUCCAGCGCCGAAUGAUGUUGGACCAGUGCCUGGAAUUGCAGCUGUUCCACAGAGACUGUGAGCAAGCAGAGAACUGGAUGGCUGCCCGGGAGGCUUUCUUGAACACGGAAGACAAAGGCGAUUCUUUAGACAGUGUGGAGGCUCUCAUUAAGAAACACGAGGACUUUGACAAGGCAAUCAAUGUUCAGGAGGAAAAGAUUGCAGCCCUCCAGUCUUUUGCGGAUCAACUGAUUUCCGCUGACCACUAUGCGAAAGGGGUCAUUGCCAACCGACGGAACGAGGUGCUGGACAGGUGGCGCCGACUAAAAGCUCAGAUGAUCGAGAAGAGGUCAAAGCUCGGAGAAUCACAGACUCUCCAGCAGUUCAGCCGAGACGUCGAUGAAAUUGAGGCUUGGAUCAGCGAGAAGCUCCAGACUGCGAGUGACGAAUCGUAUAAGGAUCCCACCAAUAUCCAGCUUUCCAAACUGCUGAGCAAACACCAGAAGCACCAAGCCUUUGAAGCAGAGCUCCACGCCAACGCAGACCGGAUCCGUGGAGUCAUCGAUGUGGGGAAUUCGCUCAUUGACCGCGGAGCUUGUGCCGGCAGCGAAGAUGCCGUGAAGGCCCGCCUGGCUGCCCUGGCCGACCAGUGGCAGUUCCUGGUGCAGAAGUCGGCCGAGAAGAGCCAGAAACUGAAGGAGGCCAACAAGCAGCAGAAUUUCAACACGGGGAUCAAGGACUUUGACUUCUGGCUUUCCGAGGUGGAAGCAUUGCUUGCCUCCGAAGAUUACGGGAAGGACCUGGCCUCUGUGAACAAUCUCCUGAAGAAGCAUCAGUUGCUGGAAGCAGACAUCUCUGCGCAUGAGGACCGCUUAAAAGAUCUCAACGGCCAGGCCGACAGCCUGAUGACCAGCAGUGCUUUCGACACCUCCCAAGUGAAAGACAAGCGCGACACGAUCAACGGGCGUUUCCAGCGGAUCAAGAACAUGGCAGCUGCCCGCCGGGCCAAGCUCAACGAGUCCCAUCGCCUGCACCAGUUCUUCCGGGACAUGGACGACGAAGAGUCCUGGAUCAAAGAGAAGAAGCUGCUAGUUAGCUCGGAAGAUUACGGCAGAGACCUGACUGGAGUUCAGAACCUGAGGAAGAAGCACAAGCGCCUGGAGGCCGAGCUGGCAGCACACGAACCCGCCAUCCAGGGCGUGCUGGACACAGGGAAGAAGCUGUCGGACGACAACACCAUUGGCAAGGAGGAGAUCCAGCAGAGGCUGGCCCAGUUUGUGGACCACUGGCAGGAGCUCAGGAAGCUGGCUGCUGCCCGCGGUCAGCGGCUGGAGGAAUCCCUGGAGUACCAGCAGUUCGUGGCGAAUGUGGAAGAGGAGGAGGCUUGGAUCAAUGAGAAGAUGACGCUUGUGGCCAGUGAGGAUUACGGCGAUACCCUUGCUGCCAUCCAGGGCUUGUUGAAGAAGCACGAAGCUUUUGAAACGGAUUUCACUGUGCACAAGGACAGAGUGAACGACGUCUGUGCGAACGGUGAAGACCUCAUUAAGAAGAACAACCACCACGAAGAGAACAUUACGGCAAAGAUGAAGAGCCUAAGGGGCAAAGUGUCUGACCUGGAGAAAGCCGCAGCCCAGAGAAAGGCCAAGCUGGACGAGAAUUCCGCCUUCCUCCAGUUCAACUGGAAAGCCGACGUGGUGGAAUCGUGGAUAGGCGAGAAAGAAAAUAGCCUCAAGACAGAUGACUACGGCCGAGAUCUCUCUUCCGUGCAGACGCUCCUCACCAAACAGGAAACCUUUGACGCCGGCCUCCAGGCAUUCCAGCAGGAAGGGAUUGCCAACAUCACCACCCUGAAAGACCAGCUCCUGGCAGCCAAGCAUGUCCAGUCCAAAGCCAUUGAGGCCCGGCACGCAGCCCUCAUGAAUCGCUGGAACCAGCUGCUGGCCAACUCCGCAGCCAGGAAGAAGAAGCUCCUGGAGGCCCAAGAGCAUUUCCGGAAGGUUGAAGAUCUGUUCCUGACCUUUGCCAAGAAAGCGUCGGCCUUCAACAGCUGGUUUGAGAAUGCAGAGGAGGACCUGACAGACCCCGUGCGCUGCAACUCACUGGAGGAGAUCAAGGCACUGCGAGAGGCGCACGACGCCUUCCGCUCCUCGUUGAGCUCCGCCCAGGCCGACUUCAACCAAUUGGCUGAGCUGGACCGUCAAAUCAAGAGCUUCCGGGUCGCCUCCAACCCGUACACCUGGUUCACCAUGGAAGCUCUGGAGGAGACCUGGAGGAACCUGCAGAAGAUCAUCAAGGAGCGUGAGCUGGAACUGCAGAAGGAGCAACGCAGGCAAGAGGAGAAUGACAAGUUGCGCCAGGAAUUUGCUCAGCACGCCAACGCUUUCCACCAGUGGAUCCAGGAGACCAGGACCUACCUACUUGACGGCAUAGCAUAUCGCCGUGUCAUUCGUGUCUAUCAGUAUGAAGUUGGGGAUGAUCUGUCUGGAAGGUCCUGUAUGGUGGAAGAAUCGGGAACCCUGGAAUCCCAGCUGGAAGCGACCAAACGCAAGCAUCAAGAGAUCCGAGCCAUGCGGAGCCAGCUGAAGAAGAUCGAGGACCUGGGGGCGGCGAUGGAGGAAGCUCUGAUCCUGGACAACAAGUACACGGAGCACAGCACCGUGGGGCUCGCACAGCAGUGGGACCAGCUGGACCAACUCGGGAUGCGGAUGCAGCACAACCUGGAGCAGCAGAUACAGGCCAGAAACACAACUGGAGUCACUGAAGAGGCCCUCAAGGAGUUCAGCAUGAUGUUCAAACACUUCGACAAGGAUAAAUCAGGCCGCCUGAAUCACCAGGAGUUUAAGUCCUGCCUGCGCUCUCUAGGCUACGAUUUGCCCAUGGUGGAGGAAGGAGAACCGGAUCCAGAGUUUGAGGCGAUUCUUGACACAGUUGAUCCUAACAGGGAUGGACACGUCUCGCUGCAGGAGUACAUGGCGUUUAUGAUCAGCAGGGAGACCGAGAACGUGAAGUCCAGUGAGGAGAUCGAAAGCGCGUUCCGGGCCCUGAGCUCCGAGGGCAAGGCCUUUGUGACCAAGGAGGAACUCUACCAAAACCUGACCCGGGAACAGGCAGAUUACUGCAUCUCUCACAUGAAGCCCUACAUGGACAGCAAAGGCAGAGAACUGCCCACUGCCUACGACUACAUUGAAUUUACACGCUCCCUCUUUGUGAAUUGAUCACCCAGCACCGCACGUUCCGGAGAAUGCGCUCGCGUCUGUCGCCUCUUCGCUCGCUCUGCAUGUUGUCCAACUGUGUUGCGCUCCAAACUAGUCAAUGUCCCUUUUGGAUGUACCUUUAAAACCGCUUCGCUUAACGCUCUCUUCUUAGUACCAAGAGCCAAAAAGUGUUGCCGUGUGCUUCAGUAAAAGUUACUGGUCCAAGUGAAA